UGCACCACCUCCACACUGUCCCAGUUCCACCGCUGCUGCCGCCACCGCUCAGCUUCUCUCAGUGGAGGACGACUGACAACAAGGCGCAGGCAUCAAGCUGCCUUCGGCUCUUCACACGACCUGCCCCGGCAGCACAGCCGCGUACCGGAGCGAGUCCACCGCCUCAUCCAUGCAUUGGAGUCCCGGGCCCCAGCGCACCGGCUCCAGCCAUGUCGGCCGGGAAUGCAUCGGCUGGUGUCGGUGACAGAGCGGGAGGCGGAGAACCGGCAGAGGACCUGUUGGUCGAGGAAAACCAAAGCUGUGCUAUGUCUCUGUCCAGCCUGAUGUCUGCUUCCUCAGGUGCCGGCAUGCCCUUGAGCAUGGAGAUGCCCCGGAAGCGCAAGGGCAGCAUAGACAUCCAGGAUUCAAAAUCUGCUUCCAUUCCUGAUGCAGAUAUGGAAGACGACGAAAACGGGUCGGAUGGAGAUGACCAACACGUCAAAAUGAAAUGUCUCAGGGAGCCACACAGCCAAAUUGAGAAGAGGAGACGGGACAAAAUGAACACCCUCAUCGACAAACUCUCAGCCAUGAUCCCGACUUGUAACCCGAUGUCUCGCAAACUGGACAAACUCACUGUGCUUAGAAUGGCUGUGCAGCACCUCAAAUCUCUCAAAGGUUCAGCAGGUUCCUUUUCUGAAGCGAACUAUAAGCCAUCAUUCCUUCCUAAUGAGGAGCUCAAGCACCUUGUUCUUAAGGCGGCAGAUGGAUUCCUGUUUGUAGUGGGAUGUGAUCGUGGAAAAAUAGUUUUUGUCUCAGAGUCCGUCACGAAGAUAUUAAAUUAUAGUCGGGCGGAGCUGAUUGGACAGAGCCUAUUUGAUUACAUACACCCUAAGGACAUGGGGAAAGUGAAGGAGCAGCUGUCAGCUACUGAGUUAUACCCUCGUGAACGGCUAAUAGAUGCUAAAACCGGUCUGCAGGUCCAGGCCUACCUCCCAGUCGGCGGCGCACGGUUGUGUUCCGGCGCAAGGCGCUCCUUCUUCUGUCGCAUGAAGUACAACAAGGUUUCUAUCAAAGUGGAGGAGAAGGAAUUCCAGGCCAGCUCCUCCAAAAAGAAAGAGUCGCAGAAGUACUGCACAGUCCACUGUACAGGCUACAUGCGCAGCUGGCCCACCAGUCAGCUGGGAGCAGAGGGGGAGGGCGAGGCGGACAAGCAGGAAAGCUCCCACUUCAGCUGCCUGGUGGCAGUGGGACGCAUCCACUCUCACUCAUCUCCCCAGGUUAACGGAGAAGUGAGAGUAAAACCCACAGAGUUCAUCACCCGCUACGCCAUGGAUGGCAAAUUCACCUUUGUCGAUCAAAGAGCUACGACCUUUCUUGGGUAUCUUCCCCAAGAACUGCUUGGGACAUCAUGCUACGAGUUCUUCCACCAAGAUGACUUACCACAUUUAGCUGAUAGACAUCGAAAAGUGCUGCGGAGUAAAGAGAAAAUCGACACAAACUGUUACAAGUUUAAAACGAAAUGUGGCUCUUUUGUCACUCUGCAAAGUCAGUGGUUUAGUUUUGUAAAUCCCUGGACCAAAGAAGUAGAAUACAUAGUGUCAACUAAUACAGUCAUAUCUCAAGCCAGUCGGUCGGGAAACAAGUCUGAACAGUCGAGCAAGACUUCUGACGAUGGCAAGAAGUCCCUUCCCAUUAUCCCAGGCAUCUCCGCCACCCCUGGGGGUAUGAUUUAUGCAGGAAGCAUAGGGACACAGAUUGCCAACGAGCUGCUGGAUUUCAACAGGAUGAACUCAUCCCCUUCCAGUGGAAACGUCAGCCCCUUCAGUUUACAACAGGACAAGUCCCCACCAACUCACAAUCAAACCAGCAACCAUGUGCCAAAUGGAGAGGCAGCCGAUAUGGAGUUAGCAGGAAAGUCCAGCUCCGAGGAUGAGCCCCAGGGAGCUGCCUUCUCUGGAGGAGAGACACUCAUGGGGGAGAAUUCUCAGAUGGAUUUGGAAAGUGUAGUUGGACCAGGCCUUAGUAGCCUUAGCAAUGACGAAGCCGCCAUGGCCGUGAUCAUGAGCCUCCUGGAGUCGGACACAAACUUGGGCGAUGCUGUUGACUUUGAAGACAUACGCUGGUCUUUAUAGAAUCUGCUCUCACAGUGUGAAUCUGAGGCACACUGACAAACACUUGGACCAUCAGUUUUUUUGAUGACAAGAACUGCUUACUUCAUGAUGCCACAUUCGGUUUUUAAAAACCUUUAUUUAUUAGCUACCUUUUUCCACAUAAGCUGUGUAGUCUCCAUGUGGCAUGAGCAGGAUCGACGUCAAUGAGGGAUAUUCUUAUUUCCCCUUUUUCGGGCGGAGGAUUCGCCCCGAGGCCUUACAGGGCUCCGCCUGCCCUGAGGCGCUGUUUCCUUAAUGCUCUCCUCAUGUCUCCUGUCUGUCGAACUGAGGAGACCUCAGGAGGGUUAAGAACCACCGAUCACGAAUAACGGUGACAAGACGCACAUCAUGACAGCUCCGGAUUCCUGCUUGAAUUUCUCUCCACAAACGUGAUAAAAGGUUGGGAUUGACAAAGCAAAAUAAUGCACUGAAUCAACUUCAUGUUUUUUAAAAAGGUUGUAAUUUGAGUUGGUACUGUAUGUUUAAUUAAAAUGCAAGGAAGACACCGUGACAACGUGGCCCAUCUCUGUGACCCCCCCCCCACCCUCAGGAUCCAAACCGUAGGUAGGCAUUGUACCACGGAAGACCACACUUCCAUAAACCUCUAACUUUGACAGUCACCCUAAUGAUGUGCUGCUCAGAGAUUUCCUCUUGUCAGUAUCUGAACAUUUUCCUCGGAAAGGCUCCAAUAACCUCUUUUGUACACUGACUUGAACUUUACUGUAUAUAUGUUCAUUUGGUAUGAUUGCAAACACCAUGUCUUCAGGCCAUAUCUGUCUUAAAGGGAUAGUUUGCAUUGGAAGAAUAUUUAAAAUUUUAGUGCGUUCACUUUCAAGCUGCCCUGGAUACGUUUUGCUUUUAGCUCUAAGCAGUUAAUUUCGUUUGACAGAAGCCAUCACCUUCAUGCGUUUGUAGGAGAUUAGCAACUAAUAACCAGUCAUGUUCUCCUAUGGGUUCAAUAGGAGCACAACAGUAUUGCUUCAUGCAAAGUGGAACAGCACUUUAGAGGUGCUGGAAUGGAGGUCUGGUAGCAGUGGCUGAACAGCAGACCCGUUUCAGGUUCAGUCUCAUGGUGGAAGUCAUAACUCAGGAAGCGAUGGAAGCAGAGCCGCCCCAUGCAAUCAGAAAACGACAGUUCAGUGUAAGUGUAGCAGUGUUUUGUCCUUCAGUUUACGCCUCACAUUCUCUCCCGCAUGCUGUGCGUUGGUAUGUGGGGUCGGAGUCCCCAGUCUGUACCUGUUCAUCUGUUCCUCUCCUCUCACACUGAUUGUCUGCUUUGUAAUCUGGCAGCUAAGCCAUAGCUUUAGGUGGGUUUUUGUUUUUUUCCUCAUGUACUUUAAUGCACUGACGGUCUUUCAGAAGACGUGUUUAUGUUUCAUGUGCCCGUCGUGACCCUGCAUUCAUUCAAGGGAUUAUGCUAUGCAGACCGUUCAUUCCAUAAAUUCAAAAUUUCAGGAUACGUCUCUUUAUCUUUCCUUGUUAUUGUCACUCUCGUAUCAUGCAUGACUCAACUUCAGAAGACGUUAGACAUACUGAUGACUUUUGGUGAGAACGUGAAGAAGUCGCGUAUGGUUCCUGUUUCCAUUUAGCUAAUCCAGAGCUCUGUUUGGCCCCUGCUUACAAUUGCACGUCUUUUUUCAACACUCAUAGCCAUCGUGUUACGAGCUAUAUGUUAGCGAUCAUGUGGAAGUGAGAUGGAAAAAUUAGAAUUGACUCAAAUUAUUGUCGGUGGAAUUUGAAAAUAUUGGUUGUUUAUGCCUUGCCGAUGCCAAAAAAGUUAUUUUGAGGAUAAACACCAAGUUGUGAAAAUAAACAAAGUCUACACAUUAUAAUAAAGAAAUUAAGAAGAAAAACUACUGAAAGUCGUUCAAUGAGCUCUUUGGGACAUUGUUUAUUCGGGGACUUAGAAAAACAAGACUGUUGUGUCAGUUACCCUUAUCGAGUCAGAACCUGUGAUCUUAUUUCCUUUUAAGCUGUAAAUCUGCAUCUUAACUCUUUGUUAUUCGUACCUGAACCAGUCAGUCCGAUAAUAGCCGUUAUUUCUGUCCACAAAGAUAGAUUACAUGGAACUGUGUUGCUUGAAUGCCAUGACCUUGUUCUCGUCGGUAACUCGGGGCCACAAUGUAUACUCAUCUGCUGAGGAUUUGUCCAAUAAGAACCUGAGCUAUGAGGAUAGAAAUGUUGGUUGUGAAUCAUGGAGAAAACUGACUUCUACCUCUAAAUGCUUGAAAGUACGAGGACCCGGUGGACGGAGCAGCUGAGCUCACAAGGAGUCUCCCGCCUGUGUCCAACAUGCCUUUGGACAUUUCUGCUCUGUCAACCAAUGGACCUGUUGCUUCUGGGGAUUGCCUCCCACGUGGCCCCUUCGUGGACUUAAAGGAGGGCUGAUUGGAUUCACUCGAUGCUACAUAGCGUACUGUGCACAUCAGGAAUGAAGUGUGAGCUCAUUCACAGAGUAAAGGGGAGCUGUACACGUUGGCUUCAACACUCAACAACACUAACCAAACACCCGGAGCUACGGAGCUGUGCCAUAGACACAUGCUGUUUGUUUUUUAAGCAAAAUGUAAAUUUUUCUUAUUUUUUGUUUGUCUCGUUCUUCAAUCAUUGCACUACAAUAACCCAGAAGGCUCUCACUUCAGCAUUUGACCCUCAGUGAUGAACUUUGCAAAGAGGGUCACACAAAUGUUCCUUCUGUCUCCAUUUGAAAUAAAACACUAUAGACUUUGUAUAUGAGCUAGGGAACCUCCCGUUUUGAUUUUCACGCCCUGCUUUGUUUCUAGUUGCAUGCUGUUACUCUAUCAUUUAUUGUUUUGUUUUUUGUAAGUAUUUUUUUUUGCACUGUUAGACUUGUUAAGGAACUUAACAACCUUUGGGCUUGUAUCAGGCAGUCUGGGGCUGCUGCCUCCAUUGUAUCACUUCCUGCCAUUUUUAUAAGUUCACUCUUGUUUGAUUCGUGGGCCCCAGAGGAAGCACUCACUUUAUCUGUACAUUAUUGCUGCUACUUAUGCCUGGGCUGUCUUCUCAGGAUGUCAUGUUAAUAAAUAUAAGUUGACUAAACCCUCAA
Messenger RNA from Platichthys flesus (European flounder), 5193 nucleotides. It is a transcript of the gene bmal2, whose product is annotated as basic helix-loop-helix ARNT like 2. The coding region runs from base 210 to 2111 and encodes 633 amino acids. The record is from RefSeq and is a predicted model, not a curated record. Lineage: Eukaryota; Metazoa; Chordata; Actinopteri; Pleuronectiformes; Pleuronectidae. The transcript is spliced from 17 exons. Gene Ontology annotation, molecular function: protein dimerization activity; RNA polymerase II cis-regulatory region sequence-specific DNA binding; DNA-binding transcription factor activity, RNA polymerase II-specific. Gene Ontology annotation, biological process: regulation of transcription by RNA polymerase II. Gene Ontology annotation, cellular component: cytoplasm; aryl hydrocarbon receptor complex; transcription regulator complex.